CCCAGUAUGUUUUCAGUUCUGCUGCACGUUAUACGUAUUUGUUUAAAUAUAAUUUCUGCAUCGACUAUCGGCGCUACAGGUACACCCAUUUAUAAGAAUAAAAACUGUUGCCUGCAAGGUAAACUAGUAUUCAAAGAUUAUCACAGAAAGCUGGAGUAACUCAGUGGGUCAGACAGCAUCUCUGCUGAAAAGGAAUAGGUGACUUUUCGGGUCAAAACCCUUCUUCAGACCCAACCUCAUACAUUCCUUCUAUCUAGAGAUGCUGCCUGCCCCGCUGAGUUACUCCAGCAUUUUGUGUCUAUCUUCGGUGCGAACCAGCAUUUGCAGUUCCUUCCUACACAAACUAUUAUUCAAUUUGCAGGGGAGGGCAGACUCGAGUUGCAUUACUUAAAAGGGUGGCCAUUGUAAAUGCGAGGCGGUUUCCGCAAUUCUUUAAGUGGCAAGUGUAUAUAUUCCCACCACCCAGCCCAAGUGCCUAUCGUGGUACUAUUGUAGGGAAUCUCUGCAAAGCCAUUGGUUGUGGUCUUAAGUAGCCGCCCAGUGCUUUAGUGAUGAUGCUGCAGAUCUAUUUGGGAAGUUGGCUUGGUUUCAAACCAGCCUCAAGCUGAGCUCUAUAUAAAAAUAUGCACUGUGGUAUCCAGCGCAUGAAUGAAACCUGCAGGACCUUGUAGUCGGCAGACAUGGAGCACAAAACUCAACUAACGCUGGCUUUUCUUCUUGUUCAGGUGCUGCACCAAGCAUUCACAGUUAGUUCAGACUGCACACCUGGAUUCCAGCAGAAGAACUAUCGAGUCUUACAGUCCUCAGACUAUAAAAAGGACCAGUUCAUUUUGAAAGUGCUCUUUGAUGACUGCAGUGGGAAUGAAGGACUGGAGUUUUCAAUUUCAAAUCCAGACUUGCGGGUUGAAGCAGAUGGUUCUGUGUUUGCUACAAAAGAUAUGGAGCUGAUUAUACCUGGAUUCCACAUCCAAGCAGCAUCUGUUCAUAUGCAGGACUUGGCCAAAGUUCAGAUCGCAAGAGAAGACACGGGCAGUAGUUUUUUGAAGGAGGCCAUGAGGAUUGGAAACUAUUCUAUUCUGCACAGAAGUAAACGAUCUUUAAUAGCUCCUCCCAUUUCGUUCCCUGAAAAUCAAAGAGGACCGUUCCCUAAAUCUAUUGGAUGGGUAAUAACUGACAGGAAAGAGAACAUCAAUUUUCAACUCCGUGGCAAAGGCGUGGACGAGGAACCAAAGGGCAUUUUCAAAAUCAAUGAACAGUCUGGACAAAUCAGUGUGACCCGUACAUUGGAUCGUGAGACGAUGGAGACGUACAUUCUGCAAGUUGAACUUACUGACCCUAGUGGAAAGCUCCUUGAAGGACCAGCCACACUGUACAUCACUAUUAUCGAUCAGAACGAUAACAAACCCCUCUUCAGGGAAGGACCAUACGUGGGCCACGUUUUGGAAGCAUCUCCCACUGGAACUACCGUGAUGCGACUGACAGCUCACGAUGCCGAUGAUCCGAGCACAAACAAUGCUGUUCUCCGCUACAGUAUCGUACAACAAACACCAGAGACACCAUCUCCAAACAUGUUCUACAUAGACUCAGAGAAGGGAGAUAUCGUCACUGUGGUGCCACCAUCAAUGUUAGACCGUGAGACUUUGGAAGUCUGCAAAUACGAAUUGAUUGUAAUAGCUAAAGAUAUGGCCGGCAGUGAUGUGGGAUUGACAGGCACAGCCACAGCAACUAUCAUCAUAGAUGACAAGAAUGACCAUGCACCUGUGUUCACCAAGUCGAUGUUUCAAGCUACAGUGAAUGAAGGAUUUACUGGCAUCAUAGUAAAUCUUACAGUGGAGGACAACGAUGACCCUGCUACUGGUGCGUGGAGAGCUGUCUACACCAUCAUCAAUGGAAACCCUGACAGUAACUUCAAGAUUGAAACCAAUCCGAAGACUAACGAUGGCAUGCUAUUUGUCGACAAAUCUUUGGAUUAUGAAAGAUCUGCAUUUCACACGCUGCUAAUUAAAGUGGAGAACGAAGACCCAAUCAUGCCAGAGAUCAGUUACGGUCCCAGUUCUACCACCACGGUGCAAGUUACAGUCGUUGAUGCGAAUGAGCCACCUAUUUUCAAUCCAGACCCAACAAUUGUUGUCAAACCGGAGAAUAUUCCCAUAGGCAGUGUUGUUGUGACGUUGAAUGCAACUGACCAAGAUAUUCUACAGAAACAGACAAUUAGGUUUGCGCAGUUUCAGGAUCCUGCCGGAUGGCUGACCAUCAAUCCCACAAAUGGCACCGUUACCACCAGAGCUACACUGGACCGGGAAUCUCCCUUUGCGCACGACAGUCAAUACACAGCGUUAUUUCUUGCAACUGACAAUGGAGACCCCGUCGCCACUGGCACUGGUACCUUGAUUAUCACCAUGCUGGAUGUGAAUGACAACCCACCCUCUGUUUAUCCAACCAUAGCCAAGUUCUGUGAAGAUUCAAAGGAUCUCAUUGUGGCCAUUCUAGGAGCAACAGAUAAAGAUCUUGAACCAAAUGCUGAUCCAUUCAAAUUUCAAUUGGGCAAGCAAGUUGGAAUUGAAAAAACCUGGAAGGUCACUCAACUCAACAGCAGCCAUGCUCAGCUCAGCCUCUUGCAUCCGCUGAAAAGAGCGAACUACAAUUUGCCAAUUGUGGUGACGGAUAGCGGGAAGCCCCCAUUGACCAACAGCACAGAUGUUUUAGUCCAAGUCUGCUCCUGCAAGAAGAACAAAAUGGACUGCAGCACAGCCAACUCUCUCCACAUCAGCACCACACUCCUCCUGAUUUCUAUCAUCACAUUCUUCUGCCUGUAACAAGAACUGAUGUCUGAUGCUGCCCACGGAGUUGCUAUGGCAACAAGAGGGGGAAAUAAAAGCCAAAUCCGAAGAUUUUACAGGAUUUACAGUCGCUCAAGUUCUAGACCUCCUUGCUCCAAGCACGCUUUAAUUUGUACCUUCACUAGUCUAUCAAACUGUGCUACAGUCAAUGACAGCCUCUGACCUUAACUAGCUUCCACUAAUGGGUUCCGCCUAGAUAAGCAAGUGUUGCAUUGCUUUUCCUUGAAGUUAGACUGAACACCCAAUGCAGAGGACAUGACGAUAGAAUACACAAUUAACCCAAUAUUCUGCUCUACAAUAUUUUAAUUGUAAUAGCAUUGAAAAGAAGGCUAUUUUGUCAAAGCAAAACAUUUUUUACAGGAGACACUAUUUGGAAGCUAAGUAAGACAUGCUGUUGGUUCUUGUAAGGCAAAUUGUUCUCUGUGUGUCAAGGAAGUUUUAAGACAAAUUGUUCUUUGUGUCAAGGAAGUUAAACAUAGAUUGUGCGUAAGUGGUAAAUAUUGCUGUACAUGCCUUUUGUUUCCUAAUUUCUUUUUUCAACCAGUAAUUUUAAGCAGAAUUAAAUUCAGUAACCUCUAUACUGCCACAUACAGGAGUGUAUCAGGUAUUACAUUAAAACUGCCCCACUCUGUCAUCACUAACCGUGUUUGAACUAAAGGUUUGCAUGGCUUCAAAUUAGGGGUAGUCGAUGACGGCAGAGUAAAGGGCAAUAUGCUUUCUUCUAGAAUAAGUCAGGACUCUGGCAGUUAGCUAUCCGAUGGGUUAAGAACUGAGCAUAAGCUUGUCACAGCAGUUGGAAUGUUGCAUGCUAAUGAAUCUGCAUCAGCGUGGGGUUUGUGAUCUAUUCCCGGUGGGAGUCACAAUGCAAGAAAUCCUCGCGUUAUUAAUUAUCUUGCAGCUUUGCCAGUCUGUGUCUUACUUACAUUCGAUGUUCAACUAUGAGAGUUGUUAGUGUUUGCUCAUUUCUUUGAUCCACCAUCUUAUGGUUAUUGGCAAAGAGACUGCAGAACUCCCUCAUAUCUCCGUCGCCCAUUAAUCUUAAUAGUGUGGCAGGUUUCUUGCAAUCGGUAUUUUGGAACACGCGCCAGCCAUCGAGGCAAUCCCGCCAUCAGCCAUCUCCUUUCUUUGUCCUAAGUAUCUGUCUUAAUGAUAUUAAAUGCCCACAUCCUGUAUCACAUGCAUUAUUCCUGUGCAUGUUGCCUAAUAAAACUCAGCCUGUGGGUCUGUAAUGCUAAACAGGUCUAUUUAAACCAUAUGUCUACAUAAUAAAUAUAUUUCAAAUGGAAGAUAUAGCUGUGAUGUAAUUCUCUUGUGAGCGUAAAUGUAAAGUCUGGUGCAGGGAAAUCCCUGCCCAAACAACUGUUAUAAGCCUCCUUUAUAAAACUACAGAAUCCAAAGACAGGGAUGGAUUUUAAACUUAUUGCAAGUAUUUACCGGUGCAUAGCUGUUUCCUUCUUUCUCUUGAUCUAUGUUUCACAUAAUAGUUACAGCUCCAAGAGCUAGUUAUGACUGCUUUCAACAUAAAUCAUCCACAUUUUUUUGGUUAAAAGAAGCCUAUUUUACAUCUAAAAAAAAUCGUAACAUUUGAUGGUACAUAUAUAGGAGCCUGCUUCAUUUAAUGCCAUUUUGUUCUGAUUACUAUUACUGCACAUCCUGCCAGACGGAGAUAACUGCAUCACUUCAAAAUUACUUUUGAACUUACCUUUCAACAAAAUGUUCAGCAAUUCUGAAUAAUUUCUGGGAACACUUUCUGAGCAGUUCUCCAGACGUGAACUAAGAAUUCUCCCUUUCAGAAUAUCAUUGAUGAUAUAAGAAGAAGGAGCAGGUGUAGGUAGAUCAACCUUUUAGGCUUUUUCUGUCAUUUAAUAAUAUCAUGGUUUGUUCUCCAACCUGAACAAAACCAAUUUAAUCUACUCUUCACAUCCCUUAAUCCCCAUAGCAUUCAAAAUUAUCUUGCAAUGCUUAAGAGGUGAACAUCUGCAACCCUCAGAUUCACAGCCCUUUGACUGAAGAAAUAUCUUUUCAUCUAUAGCCUAUAUAACUAUUGCCGAAUUUGAGACUUGGUAUGGAAUUGGCACAGCAGUAAAGCUAACUAGCUGGCAGUCAAGGGAUGUAAUUUCAAGCUGUUGACAUGGCCGGGGACUUAAAACUCCAUUAAAUAAUCUAGAAUUCUUCCAAUGAUGACCACCAAACCCAUCUGGUUCAUGAAUAUCCUUCAGGAGAGGAACUAUGGUCUGGUUUCCAUGUGAGACAUCCCUCCUGGUUGACUCUUAAAACAGCUAAGCAAGCCAUGCAGUUGUUACAAUAACCUGUUCACGGGGCUUUGAGCGCCGGACAGUAAAUGCUGCCCUUGCCAGGCAUCCCCUGAUAAUGAAUAUAAAUAAAAGAUAAAAUAUUUCUCUAAAUAAUCACCUUAGUAUUGCCAUAAGAAGCCUCUUAAGAGAUUUAUAUUGUCACCUUCCAAUUUUAUGAGCUAUAGGUAAUAAAGCUCAAAGUAUCUCAUCCCAAGAAUGAAUCUAGUGAACAGUCUGUUAAUCCAACUGUAUCCUUCUUUGGGCAAGUAGACAAAUUGGGCAGCACAGUGGUGCAGCGGUAAAGUUGCUGCCUUGCAGCGCUUACAGCGCCAGAGACCCGGGUUCAAUCCCGACUACGGGUGCUGUCUGUACAGAAUUUGUAUGUUCUCCCUUUGACCCCAUGGGUUUUCUCCGAGAUCUUCGGUUACCUCCCACAAAGGUUCGGAGGUUAAUUGGCUUGGCAUGAAUGUAAAAUAGGCCCUAGUGUGUGUGUAGGAAUUGUUAACCUGCAGGGAUCGUUGGUCAAUGUGAAUUUGGUGGGCUGAAUAGCAUGUUACUAAACUAAACUAAAAACUAAACAAACAUUUUGUGAUAUCCAGGUGCACCCUCACUGCAAGAAUUCUAAAACCUAGUGAUUAAGUUUGCAACAUAGAAUUUUAUUGCCAAACGGAUCGGUGACUCUGUCUAUUCUGACUUAAUCAUGGUUCCAAGCCCGUUGUGUGUUUGCACCAAGACACCUGGAUUUGCACAUUUGAGCUACUGGGCUGAAAGCUGGCCACCUCAGCCUCAGUAUUCACUAACUUCUCCUUGUCCCACGGAUGGUGCAAGCCUUUGCAAUGAAUCCUUGCAGGCUAGCAUCUAGAGAUGUCGACAAUAAGGUGUUAUGUGAUAAAAGCCAUCUGAGACUCCAUAUUUAGUUUACUCGUACUCACUCAACCAUGACUGAUACUCUCUAAGCCUCAACCUACCCAACCAAACACUACCCUGAGCACCCCUUUCCAACUGCCAUGACCUAACUCUCAAGCCCCCAAAUGCCCCUCCUUCUGACUGAUGCACUGACCCUCCACACCAACCAAGGGCCACUGUGAUACCACCUAUGACUUGUGAGCUAUCUUUUUUUUCCAGUGGUGGAGCAAGUGGAGGAAAAAAAUCUGUGUCUGCAUUAAACAUGCAAGGAAAGCUCUAUUGCAUGCAGAGUCUUGGACUUCAUGCACAUUCAAAGUGUGCACCAGCAGUCCUUGUACUAAACAAGUCCCAGCCCUCAACAAAUCUCUAUGCUGAGAACGUUUUGCACCUUAUUAUACUCCAACCCCUUUCUAAUAUAGGUAAUGUACCAUUUACUUUCCAAAAUUUUGCAAUUAAUUUUUUUGUGAUUCAUUGUCAAAGAUACAUAGAUUGCUCUGAAUGCCAACAACUCCCGGUCUCUCCCCUUUGAAAAUUAUUAUGCGAUUCUACCCCUCCUACCAAAUAGUGCAAAUUAUGCCUGUUAUUCUGUUCACCAUACCUGUCCACAAACCGAGGCAGUCCGUAACUCUUAUUAACUGUGUUGAAUCUUGCCACUUAUUUCCUACUCAGCUUUCUUUUACCAGCAGAUCUGAAUAUCUUACACUUUGUUCCCUCGCCUGAUUCAUUGAUAUUGACUGUAAAAAGCUAAAGCCUGCAGCAUUGAUUCUGAUACUCCACAGCGACACUCACCAACUCGAAAAUGACUCCUGUGCUUUUAUUCAGUUUUCCUACCUUAUCAAUCUCUGCCAACAUAUUAUUCGCAUUUGCAGCAUUCUAAUCUGUGUGGAAUAAUGGUGCAUAAAGGCAAAUAAAUUGGACAGUAUAAAAUGUGACAGUGAAUUAAGUUAGAGCAUCGUCUUUUCAAGACCCACCGUUUGAAUGUGGUCUAAGGACGACAUUGAUCCUAUCAAGACCAUACGUAAAGUGCAACAAUUUAAUUUAAUCUGUAUAAAUGUAGAGUAACAAAACUCCUAUCGAUUUGUUUAGUUAAUGUUAGUAAGUUCUACAGAUUGUAAACAAACUGAGAAACUCAAGCCAGUUCUCUGACAUGGGCAUUUAAGUGACGUGACAUUGGUGUAAAAGGAAAAUCCAGCAGGUCUUCUGGCAGCUUAAUAUCUGUCCUGAUUUUAUUUCCCAUUUAUUUUGGUGCAAAAUUAGCCCUGUUGGCUCCAUUACAGAAUCUGCCCUGCCAGUGUUAUUUUGCCACCCAAAAGCAAAUAGGGAAUGUUACUUUUCUUCCUCAAUAUUUCGCAAAAUUGAUUCUUUAAUGUUAAUAUAAUUAGCUCAAAAUCGAAUAGCAGCAUAAUUUGGGGAUUCAAAAGGACAACAAAAAUUCCUAAUAGAGGCAUUUAGGAACAUGUAAAACAAGUCUAUAAACCAACCACCCUCAUCUUCUCCCACCCAUCACUAAGGGAUUGUCUCAAUUUUUCAGUCCAUUACCUAAGCACUAUCUCCCUCCCUAAACACUUUGGGCAUUAGUGUGUAGUUAAAGGAUUCAUUCAUUUUUGAUUUGUGGCUGAAGUGCGACUGUGCUUUUCUGGCAAUUUCUGUCGUAUGAGCAAGUUAAUGGGACCGAAAAAUAAAUCAGGUAUGCUGGCUGGCAGAAGCCAUUAAAAGCUCCUUGUUCGUGAUAACAGAACUGGCCAAUUUAGUUGUGACAAGUCUGCUAUUAGGAACGAACAACCUUCUGGUGAUUUGAACUGUCAGGGGAAGCUUCCUGGUGGCAGAUGGGAGACAAAAGAAAAGGUUUGAAUAAUGGGUAACUUGUAACUGUUUUUAAACGCAACAUUAAUUUUCAUCGUAAUCUUUACUUUUUUUUUUGUCCUACAACUGAGACCCCAGGAACAGUCUGCUUUCAAAUACCUCUUAUCUACCUACCAUAGGGGGUUCCUGAAUUGCUCUUUAGGUCACUGGUUGAUCCCCGUUAUAUAAUUCUCAGUGGAAAUCUCUUUGUGUUGCACCACUUGUUCUGAGGAUGAUUUCAGUAAAAGAACACAAAUGGGGCUAAAACCUGUCGUAUGGGUCAAACCCAAUGACUCAAUUCAACCCAUGGCAUUAUAAUAAAAGAGUGUUUUGAAAGAAUUAUUUUCAUUGCAGUGUCACUAUGGUUUGAACAAUUGACCCAAGUCUAGCUUGAGGAAAGCAAUUUAUUUGCAAAUGCGCUACAGGGAAUUUGAAAAGGCUGAUGGCUAAAGAGGCUGUGAAAGGCCCAUGUUCAUGUGCAUUAAGACAAUUAAUAUCAAAUGAAUUAUAUUAUUUUAUUUUUUAAUCAUGUUAUAUUAGUCAUCAUGUUUCCCAUCCACAUUGAUCACUUACUAUAUUUGAUCAUCUGUGUGAACAUAAAUAUACCAGGAUAAAUAGUAUUGAAUAAACAUAAAAAUAGAGCAGAAUUUGAGGGAGCUUUGAGUGGAACAGGCUUAUUAUCAAAUUCAUGAUUAAUCUGAAUUGUUAAAAGAAGCACCUUAGUGAAGAUCUUUACAGGAAAAUAUUGCAACAGUUCCUUGAUAAAAUAUUAUUGCUUUGCGUGGCUGUUUUUAAUGAGCCAGGAUAGCCAGAAUUGUCAUGUUUGGGGUCACAGUUAGUUUUCCAACAAACUGUGGGAUAAAAGACAUUUACACCUUUCAGAUUCAGAGCAUCGUACAUGAAGUGUUUCUCAAACAGUCUUAAUCCAGCUUCUGGUAGGCAAGAGCGCAUAUAACAAAACUUUUCCUAAUUUGGCACAGGUUAGUGCUAAAUUGGCAAUCUACUUAGAACGACCUCAUGGAUGACUGAUGCAGGAAAUUAAAAAUGUCACUCUGCUGUAAUUGAAGCAGAUGUCUAUUAGUCAGCCUGCCUGUGGGAAGCCUCACACUGGAUCUGAUCAAACUAUUCCUUAUUGUUGAUGCUGAAUGCUGAUACUGAUUGCUUGAAAUAAAAAUGUGGGCUGAAGGUGGAAUAAAUUUUCCUCUCCCUGACCACGAUGCAAAAACAUUUAUGGAUUUUUUUUCUGUAUAUAAAACAAAACUGCUUUGCUGUUGCUCUGCCAGUUUAUUUUUAACACUGUUUACUGAGUGGCACAGUGGAGCAGCAAUAGAGUUGCUGCCUUACAACGCUUGCAGUGCCGGAGGCCCAGGUUCAAUCUCGACUACGGGUGCUGUCUGUAUGGAGUUUGUUCGUUCUCCCCAUGACCACAUGGGUUUUCUCCGAGAUCUUCGGUUUCCUCCCACACUCCAAAGACGUACAGGUUUGUAGGUUAAUUGGCAUGGUAUAAGUGUAAAUUGUCCCUAGUGUGUGUACGACAUUGUUAGUGUGCGGGGAUCGCUGGUCGGUGCGGAUUCAUUGAGCCGUUGGGCUUGUUUCCGCGCUAUAUCUCUAAACUAAAUUAAAACUAAAAUUAGCUUCCAUUGGGAAGCAGAUCUGCCAAAAAUCUUUAUUUAACAUAAAACCUAUGAGUGGUCACAGUUUAAACUGCUACUUCGGCUGUGAAUGGUGGAUAUGGGAUAGCUUAUUGCUAGGAAUGAAAUGCAAUUUAACCUUACUGUUAUCUGACUUAAAUCUGUGGUGUAUCUCAACUCUAAGCAUUGGCGGAAACAACAAUUUGAGACAAUCCCUUUGAUGACAUUUAAACAAAUUGUAAUUUUAAAUAGACACGAGUAAAGUAUUUAAAUUAAAAAAUGAAAGCAGUCAGGGCAUAACAUAAUGUGGCACUCUAGGAGUUUGAAAUAGUAUUAUAUCAAUUAUAUUUCCUCUUAUUAAAUGUUAUUUGUGAAAUGAAUCUCAGUAUCUUUAUUAGUGAAUGUACAAAUGCAAACUGAUGCACAUUAUGUUUCAGAUGCACAUAUUAAAUGAAAUUUUGUUAUUGAAAAAAUAAAUAUAUUUUUUUUCUCUCAGUUGUAAGGGUAAAAUGUGGCUGCCCUAACCAAGCAUACCAUCUCUAACCACUUUAUUUUUACUGCUUUGAACUUCAUAACGAAAUGUUCUUUUUGCCAAAUUGAUCCACUUGGAUAUAGGUGCUGUUAAUUAACUGAUUAAAACAUAUUUGCUGAAAUGCUUGCUGUUACUUAGCUGUAAUAAAUGUUACAUUCAUGAACAUGAUGUGAUUGCUAAACAAAACUUGUAUUUAUUUGUGCGAUGCUGAAAUAAAGGAAGUCUGGGAUUUUAUUCUUCUGUGAAUCAUUGAACU
Molecule: messenger RNA, 10301 nt
Organism: Leucoraja erinaceus (little skate)
Lineage: Eukaryota; Metazoa; Chordata; Chondrichthyes; Rajiformes; Rajidae
Gene: cdh13
Product: cadherin 13, H-cadherin (heart)
Exons: 14
Coding region: 681-2816 (711 amino acids)
Biological process (GO): cell morphogenesis; multicellular organism development; sprouting angiogenesis
Cellular component (GO): catenin complex; adherens junction; plasma membrane
Molecular function (GO): cadherin binding; calcium ion binding
Source: RefSeq, a predicted model, not a curated record